Messenger RNA from Dichomitus squalens LYAD-421 SS1, 1155 nucleotides. RefSeq lists its product as uncharacterized. The transcript has 4 exons. The record is from RefSeq and is a predicted model, not a curated record. The coding region runs from base 1 to 1155 and encodes 384 amino acids. NCBI's taxonomy places the organism in Eukaryota, Fungi, Basidiomycota, Agaricomycetes, Polyporales, Polyporaceae. Gene Ontology annotation, cellular component: nucleus.
AUGGCCCCAAAAGACAAGUCCAGGGCUGCUGGCGUCAGCGCAAGCUCAUUCAUGGAUCUCCAGGCGGAGUUGGAGAGGAAGAAGCAGGAGUUCGCCAAGAACAGGGCGGCCGGCAACGCCAUGGCGGUCGUCGGAGGCGCCAAACGGCCGGACAAGAAGGAGCCGAAAUGGGCGAAGCAGAACGCAGGCGUGCACGACCGCGCGGCCCGGGACGUGCGGCAGUUCGAGGACGACGUCAGGCCCAGCUACGACGCCGCCCGCGCGAGGUUGGAGAAGAAGGCGAGACAGUACAAGCUGCUGCAGCAGGGCAAGAGCGCGGGGCUGUCCGAUAAGCAGUAUGGCAGCGUCCUGGUGGACUUCGAGCAAAAGGCCAUCGAGCACUAUCAAUCCGACAGCGAUGACGUUGACGAGUCUUUGACUGUCCCUGUGCCCCCUCAGGAUGCGGAGGAUGAUCCUGUCAUCGAGUAUCAGGACGAGUUUGGGCGCGUGCGGACAGCCCCACGUUCGGAGGUUCCUCGCGAGUUCCUCCCCGACGCUGAGAAGGAGGACGAUGAAGAUUUUGAGUACGUGUGCAAUCCUGUCAAUCACUUUCCCACCUGGGAGCGCAGUAUGGAAGAUCAGGAGAAGAUCAAGGCCGCGCUCGAAGAGGACGAGCUUGCCGACAUCCACUACGACGCCUCGCGCGAAGUCCGCGCGAAGGCUGCCGGCUUCUACAAGUUCUCCGAGGAUGAAGAGACCCGUAGGAGGGAGCUCGAAGCAUUGAAUAAGAGACAUGAAGAGACGCGGGAGGCGCGGGAGAAAGCAGGGGCGGUGGAUGUGCUCCCGGGGCGGAUUGAGGGCAUGCGCGCGGACGAGGCAGCGGGAUCUGAACCCGUGAGGAGUCGUGCGCAGGAGAAGCGGAAGCGCGAGUUGGAAGAGCGAAGGAGAUUGUUGGAGGCGAGGAAGAGGAAGAAGACCGGAAAGGAAGAAGAGUCGCCAUCGGCACCCUCCACCACGGCCCAAGUCCCUCCGUCAACGAAGGCUGUAUCUGACCCGCUUGCAGUUUUGGGAGCACCGCUGGCGAAGACUGUAACCAAUAGAGAUCAACGCUCGGGCCCGUCAAAUGCGGCAGAUGCUUUCUUAGCCCAGGUCGAACAGGAGAUGCUCAAGCGAUAG